Drosophila busckii is the source of this 1137-nucleotide messenger RNA. RefSeq lists its product as uncharacterized. Bases 1 to 1137 code for a protein of 378 amino acids. Lineage: Eukaryota; Metazoa; Arthropoda; Insecta; Diptera; Drosophilidae. The transcript is spliced from 2 exons. The record is from RefSeq and is a predicted model, not a curated record.
AUGUGGCUGCCGAACGUAGUAAACUUCUGUGUGAUCGCCUUGGCAUUGCAGCUUGAGGAUGUGCAGAGCAAACACUGGAAACGCGCACCAGUGCGUGGUGCCUUCAAUGUGGACAAAUAUGCCUACAACAAGCCGGUGGUGAAUCUAGUUGGACAGCAAGCAGCUGUGGCAACUAUAGAGGCACUAGCUAUGGGUCCGCUGUUGCAGCAGCUGGCGCAGCGCAGUCAAAAAUCACAUUACAGAAACCUCGAUGCUGACCCAAUGGAUAAUUACAUGCCACACAAUGAUGCCGCUAAUGCCACCGCAGCUGAGUUAAUUGCGUUGCCAAAGCCAAUGCAAAAACAAUCAACUGCACAACUUGAAGCUACGUCUAUGGAAAAGCAAUUAACACCGAAUGUAAGCACAGCUGAAAAUCUUUACUCGCAUGAGUUUCAAGUGCAGAGCUUGGGCUCCAAGAAAAUUGUGCGCCUAAACACGUUGACCAGGCGCAAAGCAGCAGAGGCUAAGCUUAAAAUGCAGUUCUCAUUGCCAGCGCUGCAGGAGCAGACAAAAGCUGAAACUGCAGCAAUUAGCGCUUUGAAUAAUAAGCCAGUCGAAGCAGAGGAGACGCCGCAACAAGCGCUGCUGCCAACAAGCAAACUGACAUCAAAUGAAAUCAAAUUGCCGAGUGCAGAUGGCAGUGAACAGCAGCAGGUCAAGCCAGCACUGCAAAUGGCCAAUGCUGUUGUCAGCCCGCCUGACAAUGAUGGCCAAUCAAAUGACACUGCACUGGCUGCUGAAGCAGGCGCUGUCAAGUCCAAGCCCAAGCCCAGACCCAAGCGCACAAAGUCAAGGCGCAAGCAGAAUCAGUCCAAGCUUAGUGCGCCAAAUGCCACAGCAGCAGCAGCAGCAGCAGCAACGAUGCCAGCAAAGGUUACAGCGACUGCUGCAAGUGUCAAAAUCCCUGCAACAAAGUCGCCGUUGAGUGCAAAGGGCAAGGGUAAGGGUAAGCGACGUCGCCCAGCUGCUGAGCAGGAAAUCGAAACUACGACAAAUUGGUGGCAGAUACUACCAUAUGCGGAAAUUAGAACAUUUUUGAAUACGAUUUAUGAUAGCAUUACCGACGACGAUGAUGAUGAACGUGGCCAGCGGAUAUGA